CGUGCUGCCGCUACUGAGCAGCGCCAUGGCGGACUCGGAAGCACUGGGCUUUGAACACAUGGGCCUCGAUCCCCGGCUCCUGCAGGCUGUCACUGACCUGGGCUGGUCGCGACCUACGCUGAUCCAGGAAAAGGCCAUCCCACUGGCCCUAGAGGGGAAGGACCUCCUGGCUCGGGCCCGCACGGGCUCCGGGAAGACGGCCGCUUAUGCUAUUCCGAUGCUGCAGCUGUUGCUCCACAGGAAGGCGACAGGUCCGGUGGUAGAACAGGCAGUGAGAGGCCUUGUUCUUGUUCCUACCAAGGAACUGGCACGACAAGCACAGUGCAUGAUUCAGCAGCUGGCUACCUACUGUGCUCGGGAUGUCCGAGUGGCCAAUGUCUCAGCUGCUGAAGACUUAGCCUCUCAGAGAGCUGUGCUGAUGGAGAAGCCAGAUGUGAUAGUGGGGACCCCAUCUCGCAUAUUAAGCCACUUGCAACAAGACAGCUUGAAACUUCGUGACUCCUUGGAGCUUCUGGUGGUGGACGAGGCUGAUCUUCUUUUUUCCUUUGGCUUUGAGGAAGAGCUCAAGAGUCUCCUCUGUCACUUGCCCCGGAUUUACCAGGCUUUUCUCAUGUCAGCUACUUUUAAUGAGGAUGUGCAAGCACUCAAGGAGCUGGUAUUACAUAACCCGGUUACCCUUAAGCUACAGGAAUCCCAGCUGCCUGGGCCAGACCAGUUACAGCAGUUUCAAGUGGUCUGUGAGACUGAGGAAGACAAAUUCCUGUUGCUGUAUACGCUGCUCAAGCUGUCAUUGAUUCGGGGCAAGUCUCUGCUCUUUGUCAACACCCUAGAGAGGAGUUACCGGCUACGCCUGUUCCUGGAGCAGUUCAGCAUCCCCACCUGUGUGCUCAAUGGAGAACUUCCACUGCGCUCCAGGUGCCACAUCAUCUCACAGUUCAACCAAGGCUUCUACGACUGUGUCAUAGCAACUGAUGCUGAAGUCCUGGGGGCCCCGGUCAAGGGCAAACGUCGGGGCCGAGGGCCCAAAGGGGAUAAGGCUUCUGAUCUGGAGGCAGGUGUGGCCCGGGGCAUAGACUUCCACCAUGUGUCUGCUGUGCUCAACUUUGAUCUUCCCCCAACCCCCGAGGCCUACAUCCAUCGAGCCGGCAGGACAGCACGCGCCAACAACCCCGGCAUAGUCUUAACCUUUGUGCUGCCCACAGAGCAGUCCCACUUAGGCAAGAUUGAGGAGCUUCUCAGUGGAGAGAACAGGGGCCCCAUUCUGCUCCCCUACCAGUUCCGGAUGGAGGAGAUUGAGGGCUUCCGCUAUCGCUGCAGGGAUGCCAUGCGUUCAGUGACUAAGCAGGCCAUUCGGGAGGCAAGAUUGAAGGAGAUCAAGGAGGAGCUUCUGCACUCUGAGAAGCUCAAGACAUACUUUGAAGACAACCCCAGGGACCUCCAGCUGCUGCGGCACGACCUGCCCUUGCACCCCGCAGUGGUGAAGCCCCACCUGGGCCAUGUUCCUGACUACCUGGUUCCUCCUGCUCUUCGUGGCCUGGUGCGCCCUCACAAGAAGCGGAAGAAGCUGUCUUCCUCUUGUAGGAAGGCCAAGAGAGUGAAGUCCCAGAACCCACUGCACAGCUUCAAGCACAAAGGAAAGAAAUUCAGACCUGCAGCCAAGUCCUCCUGAGGUUGCUGGGCCUCUCAAGCUGAGCACAGUGUGGAGCAGAGGCUUCCCUCCUGCAUGGACAGGCGAGGCUCUGGUGCUCGCUGCACAGACUCAACAGACAGUUCUGGGGCCGCCAGUGCUGGGCCCUUCAACUCCUUGGCACUGCCAGGCUGGCAUCUUGCCCCUUGACAACAGAAUAAAAAUUUUGGCUGCCCCA
Molecule: messenger RNA, 1865 nt
Organism: Callithrix jacchus (white-tufted-ear marmoset)
Lineage: Eukaryota; Metazoa; Chordata; Mammalia; Primates; Cebidae
Gene: DDX56
Product: DEAD-box helicase 56
Cellular component (GO): cytosol
Molecular function (GO): RNA helicase activity; ATP binding; nucleic acid binding
Source: RefSeq, a predicted model, not a curated record